This is a messenger RNA of Camarhynchus parvulus, 1897 nucleotides long. RefSeq lists its product as uncharacterized. NCBI's taxonomy places the organism in Eukaryota, Metazoa, Chordata, Aves, Passeriformes, Thraupidae. The coding region runs from base 453 to 1442 and encodes 329 amino acids. The transcript is spliced from 2 exons. The record is from RefSeq and is a predicted model, not a curated record.
ACUUCUGCCAGACGCGGCUUCUGAUUGCUCCGCGCCGCGUUUGGCGCUUCUCGCCAGAGGUCUCGAGAGAAGCAGCGCUGCAAUCUUGGUUGAGGGCAACUCUGUGGGCUCCUCAGAGCUCUCCACGUUCCUUCCUAAAUCCGGCCGGGAACGGCGGAAUGAAUCCGCCUGGAGAUGGCGGGACGGAGCCUAAAUCCACUGGGGAUGGAGCCUAAAUCCCGUGGGAUCGAGCCAAAGCACCCAAAUCCUGGAGCUUCCAUGGAUUGGGGCGGUACUGGAAAGGGCGGGCGGUGACGUCACCUCGCCUGGCCCCGCCCCCCUUUAGGCGCUCCUCGUGAGGCGGCUGCGCCGUUUGUGCGCGCGUCCCCAGCGAGGCCGGUGCUGAGCCUGGACCGGCGCCUGUCCCGGGACUCGUUCGCCACCCGAGCGUCCCCAGGGUGUCCCCAGUGACGAUGGAGCCCCAAGAGGUGUCCCCUGCCCAGCUGCUGGAGCGGCAGGUCGCCGUGGUGGCCACCCUGGGCACGGUGGUGGCCGCCGUGACCGGGCAACACAGGGACGUGCGGCGGCGCGUGUCCCCAAAGUUCCUGCAUGCGGCCCUGGGGCGAUUCACCCAGAGCCUCCGUGAGACCCUGGACCACGGCGAUGUCACCUCCCUGGGCCACCGUGGUGUCCCCUCCCUGGGCCAGGCCCUGGCUGCCUUUGAACCCACCCCAGAGGUCUGGGACCAUGCGGGAGCUGUGGCCAAGGCCUGGCGGGAGUUGGUGGCCACGCUGGAGGAGAGAUGGAAACGCCUGGCCUGGGAGGCUGCUGAGUUCUGUGUUGUCUGUGAGCAAAUGGACCCCGCCCGGGCCAGGGACCCACAGGACGAGGCCACCCACCGGGGGACAGCUUGGGACAACCUGGUGGCCACGGUCCGGUGGUCGACAGUGGCCCUGGACUGGGAGGAGGAGGUGGCCUCGGCGGAAGCCACACGCGAUGCCCUGGAGGCAGCGGCCACCAGCGAGGCCAUGGACGAGGCCGUGGUGGCCACCAGCCGGGCAAGGGUGGCCACCAGGAGGGGACAUUGGGCAGAGGCGGCGCUGGAGCCGCUGAAGCGCUUGGUGACCGCGUGUGACAGAGCCAUGUUGUUCCUCUUGGAUCUGCAGUGGCUGCUCGAUGAGUUCGAGGCUGAUGUGGAGUGGGCAUGGGCAGAGGAGGAGUCCUCCAAUGUCCCCGAGGCCUUGGCGGCCAAAGUGGCCGAGUUUGAGCAGCUGUGGGAUGCCAGCGCCCGCCUGUUCAGGGAUCAUCUGCUGGGGACACUUGAGCUCAUUGACAACAUCCUCUCGAGUCCCUAUGCUGGCCCUGGUGGCACCGGUGGCCCAGGUGGGCCCGGCAGCCGCGCAGUGGCCGAGAGGUGCCAAAGAGCCAUCGAGGACAUCCCGAGGCUGCUGCAGGGACAGUGAUGUCACUGCUGUGAUGUCAUUGGGGCAGUGAUGUCACUGGGGAGACUUGUGGACACUUGAGUGCCACCAGCUCCUCCUGUCCCAAGAGCCCCCAAGUGCCACCAGCUCCCCAAGUGCCACCAGCUCCUCGUGUCCCCAGGAGCCCCCCAAGUGCCACCAGCUCCCCAAGUGCCACCAGCUCCUCGUGUCACCAGGACCUCAUGCAGGAGAACCUGGCGGGUCCCUUGGGGCUCAGUCCCGUCCCCCCCCCAUUAUCAGCCAGGACCCCCCUGUGAGAAACGGGUCAGAAUUGAAAUUUUUAUAAAAGUUUGUUAGGGGAUAAAAUCCUGGUGCUAAUUGCCAAAAGCUCACCCUUAAUUAAGCCGUGUUCUUUACGUCCUGUUACAUCACAGAGGUUCAUGCAUAUUCAUGAGGGUUUAUGCAUAUUCAUAACAUAUUGUUGAUCUAAAAAAUUA